GUUCCGGAGAGACAGGGCAGACAGGCAGAUAAGGCUCUGGGCUCUCUCCCCUCUGGGGCCCCAGCCAGAGCAAUAGCAGGCCGGUUGCAUAAUCCUUCUAUUUGCCCAGAGCUACAUUUUGUCCUGAAACACUCCACCCUGGGAGGUGAUUGAAGAAGGAUUCAGCAAGGACCAGGCAGGGAAGGGAAUCAGCAGAGGAGCAAGACGUGUGCUGGAUCCCUCGGCCUUCCGCUGCCACCCAAGAGGAUGGAGGCCCACAAUGCAUCCGCCCCACUCAACUUCACCCUGCCACCCAACUUCGGCAAGCGCCCCACCGACCUGGCGCUGAGCAUCAUCCUUGUGCUCGUGCUGUUCAUCGUCAUGUUCUCGCUGGGCUGCACCAUGGAGUUCAGCAAGAUCAAGGCUCACUUCUGGAAGCCUAAGGGGCUGGCCAUCGCCCUGGUGGCACAGUAUGGCAUCAUGCCCCUCACUGCCUUUGCACUGGGCAAGGUCUUCCGGCUGAACAACGUUGAGGCGUUGGCCAUCCUGGUUUGUGGCUGCUCACCGGGGGGGAACUUAUCCAACAUCUUCAGUCUGGCCAUAAAGGGGGACAUGAACCUCAGCAUCGUGAUGACCACCUGCUCCACCUUCUUUGCCCUGGGCAUGAUGCCCCUCCUCCUGUAUGUCUACUCCAGGGGGAUCUAUGAAGGAGACCUGAAGGACAAGGUACCUUAUGGAGGCAUUGUCAUAUCACUGAUCCUGGUUCUCAUUCCUUGCACCAUCGGGAUCUUCCUCAAUGCCAAACGGCCACAAUAUGCACGCUAUAUCGUCAAGGGAGGGAUGAUCACCAUGCUUCUGUUAAGCGUGGCCAUCACAGCACUCUCGGCCAUCAAUGUGGGCAAGAGCAUCUUGUUUGUCAUGAUGCCCCACUUGCUGGCCAUCUCCUCCCUGAUGCCUUUCAUCGGGUUCCUGCUGGGCUACAUGCUCUCUGCUCUCUUCUGCCUCAAUGGACGGUGCAGACGCACUGUCAGCAUGGAGACCGGAUGCCAGAACGUUCAGCUCUGCUCCACAAUCCUCAACGUGACCUUCCCCCUUGACGUCAUCGGACCCCUUUUCUUCUUUCCUCUCCUCUAUAUGCUUUUUCAGCUUGGAGAAGGGCUUCUCCUCAUCGCCAUCUUUCGGUGCUAUGAGAAAAUCAAGCCUUCCAAGAAUAAAACAAAAAUGAUCUACACAGCUGCCGCAACUAAAGAAAUCAUUCCAGCAGCUCUGGGAAAUGAAACCCACACACAGGAGGAAUGCUCCCCUUGCCCGGCCUAGCCUUCGUCCAGUGGCCUGGAUUCUGGUCAGAAGGCAAUUCAGAAGGGAUGUGUGGGAACUUCAGAGAGCAGAGGAAACACCAGUAGUUAUCUGAGUCUUUCCCCAGCAUUUCCAGCCGGAACUAUCAGAAUCCUCAAGCCUUGCCUGGAAGACAAAGAGAGUCUACCCAAAAAGCCUCACCUAUCCCAAGCUUCGAAUUUUGAUACUUGUUUAGAAAAAAAAAAAAGGACACACAUGUUCAUUGACAGCCCUAUGAAAGCAAAAACCAAAACUAUCUUUGUGCCCCUGUAUCUCUAGAACAGUUCCUGACAAGUAUAUAAAAGGCAAUUUCUGAAUUAGUCAAUAAAUAGGUUUUUUUAACCUAAAAUCAAUUACCCAAAUAUUGUUCCAAGUUUUGUGACACAAAAAGGAAAUAAAUGCUCAGAGCGCUGUAGGAUUAGUAGACUUCAGAUGUCCUUUAUACUCUUAAAAAUUCAGAUCCCAUUCCUUCCCUUUUGACAUUAUUGAGAUCAAAGCUCCUGAGAACACAAAUAUGACACCAAG
This is a messenger RNA of Ceratotherium simum simum (southern white rhinoceros), 1839 nucleotides long. RefSeq names its product solute carrier family 10 member 1 (gene SLC10A1). Lineage: Eukaryota; Metazoa; Chordata; Mammalia; Perissodactyla; Rhinocerotidae. Gene Ontology annotation, biological process: bile acid and bile salt transport. Gene Ontology annotation, molecular function: bile acid:sodium symporter activity. The record is from RefSeq and is a predicted model, not a curated record. Gene Ontology annotation, cellular component: membrane.